AUGCCAAAAAGUCAAGAAUUUGCUGCACGUGAAGGCUCUCGUACGAAAGUGGUAUUUGUGGUGUGGUGUCCCUCUACAGUGUCUGUGAAGCAAAAAUUUGAGUUGGCUGCCACUACGAAAACUGUGAAAGAAAAGUUGAAUGGUAUCUUUGUCACUCAUAAUGCAACGAGUAAGGCCGAUUUAGAGGAGCAACGAUUUGUUGAGAGAUGUUUGAGUAUUAUGAAGUAA
This is a messenger RNA of Naegleria fowleri, 228 nucleotides long. RefSeq lists its product as uncharacterized. Bases 1 to 228 code for a protein of 75 amino acids. Gene Ontology annotation, molecular function: actin binding. The transcript has a single exon. NCBI's taxonomy places the organism in Eukaryota, Heterolobosea, Eutetramitea, Acrasida, Naegleriidae. The record is from RefSeq and is a predicted model, not a curated record.